Pieris brassicae (large cabbage white) is the source of this 1392-nucleotide messenger RNA. RefSeq names its product T-cell leukemia homeobox protein 2-like (gene C15). Gene Ontology annotation, biological process: regulation of transcription by RNA polymerase II; animal organ development. Gene Ontology annotation, molecular function: DNA-binding transcription factor activity, RNA polymerase II-specific; RNA polymerase II cis-regulatory region sequence-specific DNA binding. The coding region runs from base 134 to 1171 and encodes 345 amino acids. The record is from RefSeq and is a predicted model, not a curated record. Gene Ontology annotation, cellular component: nucleus. The transcript is spliced from 3 exons. Lineage: Eukaryota; Metazoa; Arthropoda; Insecta; Lepidoptera; Pieridae.
CUAUCGUUUGAAGAGGUGGGGCUGAUUGGCUCAUUCUGUCAUUGCGCGCGAAUCGAGUGUUCGGAAUUCAAACAUUGUCAAUUGUGUUCGAAAUUUGAAAUGUUUUUGUGAACAAUAGUGCAAGUGUUCCGAAAUGUCGUCGUUACAUUCUGAUGAUGAUCAGGAGGAGAUAAAUGUAGAUUCUGACAGCAGACUCUCCGGCCAGUGCGACAGAAGUGGUUCCGAAGACCAUGACUCCGACUACCACGACAGAUACCGCGACUCACCCCACAUCACGGAAACCCAGCCGCGGGUCAACUUACCAUUUAGCAUAUCGAGACUAUUAGGAAAACAAUUUGACAUAGAAAAACGUAAUUCUGGUGAGAGUGACGAAAGAAGUGACCAGGACACAGAGUCUGAAAGUGCCAGGGAUGAUGGGAAGGACAAUUUAGCUUUGAAUUUUACCCAUAACCCUAUGUAUACGAACUCUGGGUUAUUGUUACGGCCCGGGUUAGGUAUUGGUGGUGGGUAUGGGUUUUCCACCAACCCAGGGGUUGUGAGGGUGCCAGCUCAUAGAGCCUUGGGUGCGUUGGGGGCUUGGGGGGUGGCUCUGGAUCCUAUGAGGCAGGCAGCCGCGGCGGCCUUUGCACACCAAGUUGUAAAGGAUAGAUUGAAUGCAUCAUUUCCAAUCACCCGACGGAUCGGUCAUCCGUACCAGAACAGAACUCCACCGAAGCGCAAAAAACCAAGGACCUCCUUCACAAGGAUGCAGAUAGCAGAAUUAGAAAAGAGAUUUCACAAACAGAAGUAUUUGGCUUCAGCGGAAAGAGCCUCCCUCGCUAAGACGUUGAAGAUGACCGACGCUCAGGUCAAGACCUGGUUCCAGAAUCGACGGACGAAGUGGAGACGCCAAACAGCUGAAGAGCGUGAAGCGGAACGUCAAGCAGCUAACCGCUUAAUGCUUUCACUUCAAGCUGAAGCGCUAAGCAAGGGUUACAUCCCCGAACCACCACCUGGUGCAUCGCUGUCAGCGCUUCAUUAUCAACAGAACACCGCACCUCCUGCGUCCAAUACAGCGUUAAGCGCAUUACAGAAUUUACAGCCAUGGGCCGGGAACCAUGGCUCUUUUAUAAACCCUCCUAAUACAGCGCCAUCAGCGCAUCCACCGCCUGUUGCGUCACCGAUUUGCUGAAUUCGUUCCAAAUUCAAAAAAGUUUAUUUUUUCAUUCUAUGUAAAGAGGUUUUAUUCUAUGAUACUUUCAUGAUGUAUUACGUAAUUCGUGUCAUGCUCUAUUUACGAACUAUGGUAGAUUUGUUCCUUUUUAUAAAAUGGCCGACUCUAAAUUCAUACGCUUAAUAUCAUUGUCAGUCUUAGUAGGCUAGUGAUGAAAUGUUUGCCCCAUUAUGAAAUGA